GGGCUGGACAUAUAAAUACAGGAGCAGUGGAGGAAGCAGCAGCAGAAGAAGCCCUCUUACUCUUGAGCAAAUAGAUCUCUACAAGCUACUAAAUGGAUAACACGUGUCACUGUUCAGUCAGCAGCGAAAGACUUUCCAAUCCCAUCCUCUUCAACAUCCUGAGCCAAAUGGAUAAUAGCAAAUCAAGUCAAAACAGCUUCAACUACACUUCAAUACCUCAUAGAUGCAACUGUGAGCAGCGACGGACAGUGUGCUUAAAACGGCCGUCUGAGAUCUGCAAAGAAGCCUCAGCAGUUCUGGUUAAAACGGUCCACUUCAUGAAGAACUUACCUGCUUUUAACCAGAUGCCUCCAAACGACCAGUUUGCUCUUCUCAAAAACUGCUGGGCACCACUCUUCAUCCUGGGCUUGGCUCAGGAGCAUGUGGACUUUGAGGUGAUGGACACUCCUGCAGACAGCAUGCUGAAGAAGAUCCUCCUUAACAGACAGGAGAGCCCUGAGAUGGAGAGGGAGCAGCCCACCAUGGCUGGAGUCAGCAAGCUUAAAUCCUGCCUAAAAAAGUUCUGGAGUUUGGAUUUGAGUCCGAAGGAGUAUGCAUACCUCAAAGGAACAACAAUAUUUAAUCCAGGUGUGUAUUCGUAGAGAAUCUACUGUGAAAUAUUUAAAACUCUGUGGAAAAAACACAAAAAACAACAUUAUAUGAAUAUAUAUAUAAGUCUAUAUGUCUUGCUUUUGUGUUUAACAGAUGUCCCAGAUUUGAAGGCAGCUCUGUUUGUGGAAGGCCUGCAGCAGGAGGCCCAGCAUGCUCUCAGUGAAGUGGUCAGGCUCCUUCACCCCGGGGGAAGGGAGCGCUUUGCUCGGAUCCUCCUCACAGCCUCUAUGCUGCAGAGUAUCACGCCGGGCCUCAUCUCUGAACUCUUCUUUAGGCCUGUGAUUGGCCAGGCUGACCUGCUGGAGCUGCUCAUCGACAUGCUCUUCUGCAGGUAGAAGAGGCCUGCACAUAACCGCCAUGACAGAGUUGAAUCUUCUUCAUUCAGUAGUGGUUUUGAUAACUAACUGAAUGAGGAGUGAAGGACGGUGGACGUCUAAAAACAAUAGCUUACAAAAUACAUAUGAGUAGGUGAGACUGUGAACUACUUACAUUACAUUAAAGCAGAGGUCACUUUAGCCCAGACUGAGAAGAUUGUAUCCUGUUGAGGGGAACAUUUUGACUUGUCAUAAUCUGUGCCCACUGUUAUGUUGUAUCCCAUGUUAAGGAUUUUUUGUGAUGUAAAUACGUUUCUGCAAGUCUGCAUUUUUUAAUAAAUAUAUUUUUGUACAUGAA
Messenger RNA from Xyrichtys novacula (pearly razorfish), 1323 nucleotides. NCBI's taxonomy places the organism in Eukaryota, Metazoa, Chordata, Actinopteri, Labriformes, Labridae. The record is from the annotation of a GenBank genome assembly.